Suillus subalutaceus is the source of this 948-nucleotide messenger RNA. RefSeq lists its product as uncharacterized. The record is from RefSeq and is a predicted model, not a curated record. NCBI's taxonomy places the organism in Eukaryota, Fungi, Basidiomycota, Agaricomycetes, Boletales, Suillaceae. Bases 102 to 764 code for a protein of 220 amino acids. The transcript is spliced from 4 exons.
CAUCACCACCGCGUCUUAACGAUUUCCUUCGUUUGUAGCGGUAUAUAAUUUCUUUCUCUUUCUCUCCUCCGAACCGCUGCACUCAACUUUAGUACUAUACAAUGCAGAAACCACAAUUAGAACUUCCACUCGUGCUGUCAGCUUUGGCUAUCUUCCGGAGCCCUGCUGAGUUGCGUGCAGUUGUGAAGAAUUUCUAUACCAACGACGCCUCUUUGCACCACCCUUUCGGGAUCGUAGAGCACGGAGAAAACUCAAGCCAGAAAAUCAUGGGCAUGUACGAGUGGUGCCGUAUCAUCAGCCCAUUCACUGCCAGCCGUGCGAAUGCAGUGUUUUAUGAUGGGAAUCACCAUGUCCUUGUCGCCGACAUAACUCGGACCUUUCACGUUCGAGUCAGUCCCUUCAAGGAGGCCCGUUCUCGCCACAUUAUCCGUAUUAAGCUCCAGGAGCGAGACAAGUUAUUCUAUAUCUAUUCCCAAGAAGAAUUAUUGCACCCCAUGGACUUGAUGAACUCAGUUCUGCCACCUCUUACUCCGCUGGUCCGGCUUGCACUUGUCUUCUUCGCAUUGAUGGGGGUCAUGUGCUCCAAGAUGUGGGUCUUCAGCUUGCUCCUGUGGGCGAAACUUUUCGGUAUAGGUAGCGACAUUCAGAGAGGCAAAGUGAAAUCGGGCUUAACGAGGUUGGUGCAACCUGAAGACCAGGAGACAGUAUAUGCGAUAUUGAAGACUACGCAAUACGGACCGUCCGGAGGUAACGCGAACAGUUGAACGCUAGCGCAGCAUGCACACUCCAGCUUUGGCAUCUCUAGUUUAUCGUUUUCAUUAUCAUUCCCAGCUGUACUUUAUGCAGGAUCGAGACUCGCCACUGUACUUUUAUCACCAAUACUUAGAAACUGUAUUUUCAGACGCAGUCAUGGUUGUCGCUUUUGUACUAUGUUAAGACGUUGCAUUA